AUGGAGAGCAACGUGUCCUCUGGGAACUGUACCCAUCCCCAGAUGUCCUUCCAGUCCACCCUGUACGCAACCACUUACACCCUCAUCUUCAUCCCUGGCCUUCUGGCCAACAGCGCUGCCCUGUGGGUCUUGUGCCGCUUCAUCAGCAAGAAGAGCAAAGCUGUCAUCUUCAUGAUCAACCUGGCCGUGGCCGACCUGGCUCAUGUCCUCUCGCUGCCCUUGCGGAUGUAUUACUACAUAAACCACACCUGGCCGUUUGGAAGUUUUCUUUGCCAGGUGUGCUUCUACCUGAAGUAUCUCAACAUGUACGCUAGCAUUUGCUUCCUCACCUGCAUCAGCAUCCAGCGGUACCUCUUCCUCCUCCAUCCCUUCAAAGCCAAGGACUGGAAGCGGCGGUACGAUGUAGCCAUCAGCGCUGCUGUCUGGCUCUUCGUCGGGGCAGCAUGCUUACCCCUGCUCAUAGUCAGGAGCCCAGCUUUGUCCAACAGCACGAACACAUGCUUCUCAGACCUGGGGGUGAAGCAGCUGAGCCCGGGAGCCUCCAUCGCACUGGUGACGGUGGCAGAGCUGUUUGGGUUUGUCAUCCCCUUCAGCAUCAUUGCCUGCUGCACCUGGAAGAUGUGGCAGUCCCUGCGGGAAUGUACAACACAGCUGCAAAACACCAGCGAGAAGCAGAAGGCUUUGCGCAUGGUCUUGAUGUGCGCGGCUGUCUUCUUCAUCUGCUUCACCCCCUACCACAUCAACUUCCCUUUCUUCAUGAUGGUGAUAGAGAACAUCAUCCAGGACUGUGCCGUUCACAGGAGCACACUCCGCUUCCACCCCAUCUCCCUCUGCCUGGCGAGCCUCAACUGCUGCCUGGAUCCCGUCCUCUACUACUUCAUGACCUCUGAGUUCCAGGACCAGCUCCUGCGCCACAGCUGUGCCGCCCUGCGGGCUCGGUUCACGCGCCGCAGCAGCAGCCUCUCCAUCACCGAAACUGGCCAUGACAUUCGUAUGAAGAAGAGAAACCUUCCGCGCUUUAAGUUUUGGUCUCUUCCCAAGUUCUUUGACCGAAUAAACAGCAUGGAAAUCCCCCCCAUGCCACCCGACGAGCUUCUGCUGGAGUCCAUCUCUUGAAACUUAGGCCGUUUCUCUCAUGUAGGUGCUUCUCAUAGCUUGACUGAAGAUUGCGUUAGGUCUCCAAGUCAGUCUUGAAUUACCCUUACAUGCAACAUAUGCCAGGUCUGACCUCGAAGGACUUUUUGAGGAAAAAAGGUUUGCUGGUUGUGUUGUCGCUGUUGGGGAGUUUGCCUUACAGCGUUCUCUGCCACGUUACUGUUAAAAUACCUGAAGCAGCCGUCGCCAGUGCCAGUGCUUCUGUGCUGAACUGCAGCCAGGUUUGGGUCCCUCUCAUUUCUGUUGUUUCAGUGCUUCUACAAACUUGUGUUUUUUGAAAAUCUUUCUGAAUCCGGAGUUGUGAGUGGGCAGCUCAGCCUCCACACAGCUUGGCGAGGUAGCACCAGUGGAGUUUCAGCCCCAACCACAGCUACCCAAGGCCCGUGAUGGCUUACACCAUCCACCAUGAGGGUCCAGAUCAGGACAGUUAAUUAUCUCCAUG
Molecule: messenger RNA, 1597 nt
Organism: Gavia stellata (red-throated loon)
Lineage: Eukaryota; Metazoa; Chordata; Aves; Gaviiformes; Gaviidae
Product: putative P2Y purinoceptor 10
Exons: 1
Coding region: 1-1116 (371 amino acids)
Biological process (GO): positive regulation of Rho protein signal transduction; phospholipase C-activating G protein-coupled receptor signaling pathway
Cellular component (GO): membrane
Molecular function (GO): G protein-coupled receptor activity
Source: RefSeq, a predicted model, not a curated record